UCGGAUUGUGUCUGUGACUUUAUCACUUUCAUUUCCAAUUCCUAGUUGCCACUGCUUGUGCUUAGAUAAGAAAGUGCCCACAAUUCUCUGUACAAAGAUUAUGAAGUUUUUGGAGAACUGAAAUAAAAUCCAAAAACCCAUAAAAAGUAUCUACAAAAACCCGGAAAAUUAAAAGAAAAAAAAUGAGUUCAUAAUCAAGGACAGUGAGGAAGCUGGAAGUGGUGUCACCAGUACCAGCAGAUAUAGACAUUGCUAACUCAGUUGAGCCUUUUCAUAUAUCUCAAAUCGCUAAUGAACUUAAUCUCAGUCCUAACCAUUAUGAUCUUUUUGGCAAAUACAAGGCCAAGGUAUUAUUGUCUGUUCUUGAUGAGCUUGAAGGAACAGCAGAUGGGUACUAUGUGGUUGUUGGAGGGAUUACACCUACACCACUUGGGGAAGGCAAGUCUACUACUACAGUUGGGCUUUGUCAAGCUUUGGGUGCUUUUCUUGAUAAAAAGGUUGUCACCUGCCUUCGUCAGCCAUCACAAGGGUCAACAUUUGGAAUUAAAGGAGGUGCAGCAGGUGGUGGUUAGAGUCAAGUGAUUCCAAUGGAUGAUUUCAAACUUCACCUAACAGGAGAUAUUCAUGCUAUAACAGCUGCAAAUAAUCUACUAGCAGCUGCUAUUGAUACCCGGAUUUUUCAUGAGUCUACACAAUCAGAUAAGGCUCUUUUGAACCGACUAUGCCCUCCGAAUAAAGAAGGGAGAAGAAGUUUAGACAUAAUGUUUAGGCGUCUGAAGAAACUUGGUAUAUCUAAGACCAAACCAGAGGACCUUAUAGCACAAGAAGUCAAGAAAUUUGCAAGGCUUGAUAUUGACCCGGAUUCAAUUACAUGGAGGAGAGUGAUGGAUGUCAAUGACAGGUUCUUGAGGAAGAUCACCAUUGGCCAAGGUCCUGAAGAAAAGGGGAUGGUGAGAGAAACAGGAUUUGACAUUUCCGUUGCAAGUGAGAUAAUGGCAGUUUUGGCCCCAACAUCUCUUUCUGAUAUGAGAGAGAGGCUUGGAAAAAUGGUGAUUGGAAAUAGCAAGGCUGGUGAUCCAAUAACAGCUGAUGAUCUUGGUCUUGAAGGUGCUUUGACUGUACUAAUUAAGGAUGCAAUUAAUCCUACUUUAAUGCAGACCCUGGAAGGAGCCCGUGUUCUUGUUCAUGCCGGUCCUUUUACAAACAUUGCUCAUGGAAAUUCUUCUAUUGUUGCUGAUAAGAUUGCAUUGAAACUGGUCGGACCUGGUGGCUUUGUGGUCACAGAAGCAGGCUUUGGUGCUGACAUUGGAACCGAAAAGUUUAUGAAUAUAAAGUGCCGAUACAGUGGUUUAGUGCCUCAGUGUGCUAUUAUCGUUGCAACAACUAGGGCCCUGAAAAUGCAUGGAGGUGGGCCAGAAGUAGUUGCUGGGAAGCCUCUUGACCGUGCCUAUACAACUGAGAAUGUGGCUUUGGUUGAAGCUGGUUGUGUAAAUCUGGCUAGGCAUAUUUCAAAGACCAAAGCUUACAGUGUAAAUGUCGUUGUUGCUGUGAACAUGUUCUCAACUGAUUCUGAAGCAGAACUUAAUGCAGUUAAAAAUGCAGCAUUGGCAGCUGGGGCAUUUGAUGCUGUUGUCUGCACACAUCAUGCCCAUGGUGGGAAGGGAGCAGUGGAUCUAGGAAUUGCAGUUCAAAGAGCAUGUGAGAAUGUGACACAGCCGUUGAAGUUCUUAUAUCCUUUGGACAUUAGCAUUGAAGAGAAAAUUGAGGCAAUAGCAAGGUCAUAUGAUGCUACUGCUGUUGAGUACUCAGAGCAGGCUAAGAAGCAGAUUGAGAUGUACAGCCGACAGGGGUUCUCUGGUCUACCAAUCUGCAUGGCUAAGACCCAGUAUUCAUUUUCACACAAUGCAGCUGAGAAAGGAGCUCCUUCUGCAUUUAUUUUACCAAUUAGGGAUGUGAGGGCAAGCAUCGGGGCUGGUUUUAUUUAUCGUUUAGUUGGGACAAUGAGCACCAUGCCGGGGCUUCCGACAAGGCCUUACUUUUAUGACAUUGAUGUCGACACUGCCACUGGUAAGGUCAUUGGUCUGUCGUGAAGCUGACAAAUCCUCCCAAGACAGUGUAAUUCUCCAUUGUUUGCUAAAGCUUCCUUUUCCUGGAAGUACAUAAUUUCACCUGUGUGGUUCCCUUGUGGUUUUUCUAAUGCUCACUCUUAUAUUCAAGCCUGAAUAAUGGAAUAGCUCUUUCCUGGUGGAAAUUGAAGGGAAAAUGCUUGCCAUUGGUAUUGCCUGAAUGAGGCAGCCUUUCCCUCAGUAACAAGAACACAUGUUCAUGAAUGAAAUGAAGAUUUCCCUUACAA
This is a messenger RNA of Ricinus communis (castor bean), 2353 nucleotides long. Its product is annotated as formate--tetrahydrofolate ligase. The record is from RefSeq and is a predicted model, not a curated record. Lineage: Eukaryota; Viridiplantae; Streptophyta; Magnoliopsida; Malpighiales; Euphorbiaceae. Gene Ontology annotation, molecular function: formate-tetrahydrofolate ligase activity; ATP binding.